This is a messenger RNA of Coffea arabica (coffee), 1370 nucleotides long. The record is from RefSeq and is a predicted model, not a curated record. NCBI's taxonomy places the organism in Eukaryota, Viridiplantae, Streptophyta, Magnoliopsida, Gentianales, Rubiaceae.
AUGUGGGCCACCUUUGUACCUCCGACGGUUGCAAAGAGAUUGGAGAAGUUUAAAACAACAAUUUUCACACAGAUGAGCAUGCUUGCCAUUAAGCAUGGGGCUAUUAACCUGGGGCAAGGCUUUCCCAAUUUUGAUGGUCCUGAAUUUGUUAAAGAAGCAGCUAUUCAAGCCAUUAAAGAUGGAAAAAAUCAAUAUGCUCGUGGAUAUGGUGUGCCAGAUCUCAAUUCAGCUGUUGCUGCAAGAUUUCAUCAGGACACUGGACUCCUGGUUGACCCUGAAAAGGAAGUAACUGUGACCUCAGGAUGCACUGAAGCAAUUGCUGCAACCAUUUUAGGCUUAAUAAAUCCUGGAGAUGAAGUCAUCCUUUUUGCUCCUUUUUAUGACUCAUAUGAAGCCACCUUAUCCAUGGCUGGUGCUAAAGUAAAGAGUGUAACACUACGGCCUCCCAAUUUUUCAGUACCUCUUGAUGAACUCAAGUCUGUUAUCUCCAAGAAUACUCGAGCAAUCCUUAUCAACACUCCACAUAACCCCACUGGGAAGAUGUUCACUCGAGAAGAGCUCAGCUUGAUAGCAUCUCUGUGCAUUGAGAAUGACGUUCUAGUUUUUGCAGAUGAAGUUUAUGACAAACUAGCUUUCGAAAUGGAUCACAUUUCUGUGGCGUCCCUUCCUGGGAUGUACGAGAGGACUGUCACUAUGAAUUCAUUAGGGAAGACUUUUUCCUUAACUGGCUGGAAAAUCGGGUGGGCAAUAGCUCCUCCACAUCUGACAUGGGGAGUGAGACAAGCCCAUUCAUUUCUCACCUUUGCAAUCGAUCCCAUGCAGUAUGCAGCUGCAACAGCGCUUAGAGCCCCAGACUCCUACUAUGAGGAGCUAAAGACUGAUUACAUGGCAAAGAAAGCGAUCCUUGUCGAUGGAUUGAAGGCUGCAGGUUUCAUAGUUUUUCCAUCCAGCGGAACUUAUUUCAUAAUGGUGGAUCACACUCCUUUUGGGCUGGAAAAUGAUGUUGCCUUCUGCGAGUAUCUGAUCAAGGAAGUUGGAGUUGUGGCAAUUCCAACUAGUGUCUUUUACUUGAAUCCAGAAGAGGGAAAGAAUCUUGUAAGGUUUACCUUUUGCAAGGAUGAGGAAACUCUUAGAAGUGCGGUUGAGAGAAUGAAAGCGAAGCUGUCCAAGAAGUUCUAACCCACGAGGCAUGUUUUAGAAAUACCUCAUUUAUAUGGUGCUACUAUUUGUAAUAUGCAGCUGUGGUGUUGCGUGGGACAAUAAAUUGUGACUGUUACCAUUGGCACCAUAAGGAAUUGCAAAAACAAAAAUACUUAUGGGAUUUAAAGUUCUAUUGAUAAAUCAUUUCUAUGAUGGGAUUAUUUCGGAAA